AUACGAAACACACACUGCGCUGGAGCUUCACAAGGGAGCGAACGAGGUAAGCUGCCGGCGCUGGCGGGUAAUCCCGAGCAGGCUGCGGGACCCAGCCCGACCUGAGCAUCGAAGUCGCCCGGCAUGUCGCCUCGGCGCCCUGUCCAGCCAGGGCCACUCUCCGCCGGGAGGCGGGACCUGGACGCCGGGUGUCCAUAAGAAUGGAAGCAGUGUCUCUUUGCCAGAUUCCUUAUCGCUGUAUCUCAUGAGUCUACCUGAUCUCAAGGAAGAGCCAUAUUUAAUGAUGACAAGCCUGUUGCCAGUGUAGCAACAAGAAGGAAAAGGACCAAAAAUAAAGAAGUAUUUAGAUUUCUAUUCCACGAGGAAGAGAUCUCCGUGAACAACCCUGCUGCGUCACCUUUUCCCAAGAUGAACCGAUACACAACUAUGAGGCAGCUGGGGGAUGGCACGUAUGGGAGUGUGCUUAUGGGGAAGAGCAACGAGUCUGGGGAGCUGGUGGCGAUCAAGAGGAUGAAGAGAAAGUUCUAUUCUUGGGAUGAGUGUAUGAACUUGCGAGAAGUUAAGUCCCUGAAGAAACUCAAUCAUGCUAAUGUGAUUAAACUGAAAGAAGUUAUCAGAGAAAAUGACCAUCUUUAUUUUAUAUUUGAAUAUAUGAAAGAAAACCUCUAUCAGCUAAUGAAAGACAGAAACAAACUGUUCCCUGAGUCAGUCAUCAGAAAUAUUAUGUAUCAAAUACUACAGGGGCUGGCCUUUAUCCAUAAACAUGGCUUUUUUCACAGGGACAUGAAACCGGAAAACUUGCUUUGUAUGGGUCCAGAGCUGGUGAAAAUUGCUGAUUUUGGACUUGCAAGAGAAUUAAGAUCACAGCCGCCAUAUACUGACUAUGUGUCUACCAGAUGGUAUCGUGCUCCUGAAGUGUUACUAAGAUCGUCGGUGUACAGCUCUCCCAUUGAUGUGUGGGCUGUGGGAAGUAUAAUGGCCGAGCUCUAUACCUUUAGACCGCUUUUCCCAGGGACAAGUGAGGUUGAUGAAAUCUUUAAAAUUUGCCAAGUGUUAGGGACUCCCAAGAAAAGUGAUUGGCCAGAAGGAUACCAGCUUGCCUCCUCCAUGAAUUUCCGCUUUCCUCAGUGCAUUCCUAUAAACCUGAAAACUCUCAUUCCCAAUGCCAGUACCGAGGCUAUUCAGCUUAUGACAGAAAUGUUGAGCUGGGAUCCAAAGAAACGACCAACUGCAAGCCAGGCACUGAAGCACCCAUAUUUUCAAGUCGGUCAGGUAUUGGGCCCUUCCGCACACCAUCUGGAUGCAAAACAGGCUUUAAACAAGCAGCUACAGCCACUGGAACGAAAGCCAUCUUUCUCUGAACGGGAUCCUCAGCCUUUGCCAAACAUACUUGAUCAGCCUGCCGGGCAGCCCCAGCCAAAACAGGGCCACCAGCCACUGCAGACCAUUCAGCCACCACAAAACACAGCAAUCCAGCCACCUCCAAAGCAGCAGGGUCACCAGAAACCACCACCAGUGAUGUUUCCAAGUAUCGUCAAAACCAUGCAAACGAAGCCAGUCAACACACUGGGCCAUAAAGGAGCCCGGAGACGCUGGGGCCAGACUGUCUUCAAGUCCGGGGACAGCUGUGACGACUUUGAGGACUGCGACUUCGGAGCCUCCCAUUCCAAGAAGCCGAGCAUAGGUGCCUUCAAGGAAAAGAAGAAGAAAGAGUCUCCAUUUCGGUUUCCAGAGUCGGGACCGCCAGACUCCACCCACAAGGGGGAAAACAGGAGUUUACAUGCGGCUGUUUCCUUAAAGUCCGAUACAGACUUGUCAACUGCUUCAACAGCUAAGCAGUACUAUUUGAAACAAUCAAGAUACCUUCCAGGUGUGAACCCCAAGAAUGUAUCUUUGGUAGCCAGUGGCAAGGAUAUAAACUCACACGCUUGGAACAAUCAACUGUUUCCUAAGUCAUUGGGAUCCAUGGGAGCAGAUCUUGCUUUCAAGAGGAAUAAUGCAGCAGGAAACCUUGGAAGCUACACCACUUACAACCAGACAGGAUACAUGCCUUCCUUUCUCAAGAAAGAAGUGGGGUCUGCUGGCCAGAGGAUCCACUUGGCACCUCUUGGGGCGACGGCUUCGGAAUAUACCUGGAACACAAAAACUAGCCGAGGCCAGUUUUCAGGACGAACUUACAAUCCCACAGCAAAAAAUCUCAAUAUUGUGAACCGCACACAGCCGGUCCCCUCGGUGCACGGGAGGACAGACUGGGUGGCGAAGUACGGAGGCCACCGGUAGGAGUGGUGGAAACCCUGCAGCAUUGCUCCGCAGAGGACUGUCAAGCCCCUGAUCCUGGGAGACGUCUACACAGUCUAUUUCUACUGAGUUCCACAAGAAACACGAUCGUGGGUACCUCCAAGAGCAGAAGUCCGCUCCCGUUUUCUUUCCGGGAAAUGCAAUGCGUUUCCUUAACUCGGGCCCACAGUGCUGGUGCAGCACCAUGCUGAGACUUUCGAGCAGGAUUUUACAGAGUAUUGAAUAAACUAUUUGCCAAAGUA
Peromyscus eremicus (cactus mouse) is the source of this 2540-nucleotide messenger RNA. RefSeq names its product male germ cell associated kinase (gene Mak). Lineage: Eukaryota; Metazoa; Chordata; Mammalia; Rodentia; Cricetidae. Gene Ontology annotation, molecular function: protein serine/threonine kinase activity; ATP binding. Bases 409 to 2280 code for a protein of 623 amino acids. The record is from RefSeq and is a predicted model, not a curated record. Gene Ontology annotation, cellular component: nucleus; cilium; cytoplasm. Gene Ontology annotation, biological process: intracellular signal transduction; protein phosphorylation; cilium assembly. The transcript is spliced from 14 exons.